Molecule: messenger RNA, 675 nt
Organism: Caenorhabditis briggsae
Lineage: Eukaryota; Metazoa; Nematoda; Chromadorea; Rhabditida; Rhabditidae
Exons: 4
Coding region: 1-675 (224 amino acids)
Molecular function (GO): protein binding; histone H4K20 methyltransferase activity
Source: RefSeq, a predicted model, not a curated record
AUGGCAAGAGGAUGUCCAUUCACGAAAAAGACCAAGCGAGCACCAAAGAAGAGUGCCACGUCGAUCACCGGAGACGGAGAGAACAAUGUGGUUCCCAAUAUGGCUCCUAAGAAAAUCAGGAAGCCUCGUGACGAAAAUCAAUGGAAGAUCACCGAUUUCUACGAGGUUCGAAAAAGCGGUCGCAAGACGGAAAAACAGCUUCAAGACGAAGCUCAGAAGGCCGUGGCUGAGAAGGUUCUGAAAGGAAGCAACGAGGAACUUUUGCAAGUUUUCCACGAUGCCGACAAGGGCCGAUGCAUUUGCUCCACUGUCAAUUUUCAAAAAGACGAGUUUGUCAUUGAAUACAAAGGGGAGAUGAUGGAGUAUGCCGAAGCAAAAAAGGCUGAAGAUCGAUACAAGGAGAACCCAACUAUUGGGUCUUACAUGUACUUCUUCGAGCACAAAGGAAAAAGAUGGUGCGUCGAUGCGACCAAAGAAACAAUCUACAAAGGCCGACUUAUAAACCAUUCUAUUCGCAAGCCGAAUUUGAAAACCAAGGUGAUUGACAUCGACGGAGCGCAUCAUCUAAUUUUGAUUGCUACUCGGGAGAUCAUCGUUGGAGAGGAGCUUCUCUACGACUAUGGAGAUCGUUCCAGUGAUGUCGUCGCCGAGAAUCCAUGGCUUCGCGAUUCUUAA